Microdochium trichocladiopsis is the source of this 900-nucleotide messenger RNA. RefSeq lists its product as uncharacterized. The transcript has 2 exons. Lineage: Eukaryota; Fungi; Ascomycota; Sordariomycetes; Xylariales; Microdochiaceae. The coding region runs from base 1 to 900 and encodes 299 amino acids. The record is from RefSeq and is a predicted model, not a curated record.
AUGAAAUUCACUCUUACCAUCGUCUCGGCUAUCCUUGCCGCCGUCGCCAUGGCCUCGCCCAGCGUUCCCCGCGGCGAUGGCGACUCCGUGUCGGACGCCAGCUACGGCGAUUGCCUCACCGCUGCCGGCGCUAAGAAGGUCGCCAACAACUACGCCUCCCUCAUCGGCCAAUACACCGAGGCCAAGGCCCAGAACUUGCUCCACUCGGGCUUCAGCGAAACCAGCGACUCGAUCAACGUCCUCUCCAAGAAACCCCUCGGCAGCGUCACCUUCCCGACCAAGGCCGCCUUCAUCGCGGAGCUCAACAAGUUCCCGGUCUUCCCGCUCUCCAUCACCUCCAUCGAGGCGUACACCUGCGACACCGUCGUCGUGCGCUGGACGCAGACUUUUGGAAGGACGAAGCCCCAGCCCGCCGCUGGCAUCUCCUCGCUGCGCAUGAAGAAGACAAAGGACGGCUGGAAGUUCUACAGGAUCUUCACCGAGUUCAACAGCAUCACUUACUACCAGAACAUGGGCGGCGUCUGCCCUGUCGUAGCUGAGCGCGCUUCCAACAACAACAUCGAGUCCACCUCCACCUCCAGAGAGCGAGGUCGCUUUGGCCACCACCUACCGCAAUCGCCCUCGGCCUCGUACUUGGCCACACACUGGCCCACCCUCCCGAUGAGCCCGAUCGCCACGAUGCCGCCACUUGCAGUCGGCCUCGCCGUCACCUUCGCGGUGCUCAUGGGGUUCGUCCUCGCCAUCACGUGCAUGCUCUACUGCCGAGCAUCAGGUCGCGCCGGCGACCUCAACUCGCACAAUCUGGGCUUCACACCCCUCACCACGAUCCACGAGGCUUCUGACGAGGAGGACGAGGGCGAGGACGACAGGCGCCAGCGCACCGCGAGGUCACCUGUCUGA